AAUGGAGAUGGAACGAAGAAGCGGACAGGUAGACACGCAUAAAAUUAUUCUUGAUUUGGUAGCCACUUCUAUAUAAAAAGGAAGCUUGCUAGAUUUUCUCGAUCAGUCGGAUCGGAUCAGUUUCUGGCUAAUAUUCUUUAGGUCAUAAAACUAACUCAGCCACAAUAUGAAGUUGCUGUUUGUGUUUCUAGUUAUUGCCACCGUCGUAACUGUCAUCAAAGGCUAUUCCGAGGAUGACCACUGGAAAGAUUUCAAGAAAAAACACAAAAAAGAUUACAGACCUUCUUCUGACGGGGGUAAAAACGAUAAAACCAGGAAAGAACUUUUCCGGGCCAGAGAUAAGCAAAUCAAGAAGCACAACAGCGAAAAGGCUGGAACCUUUCGAAAGGAACACAAUCAAUUCUCCGACCUGUGGCCGUUGGAGUUGAGAAGUUAUCUCGGUGUCAAUGCCACUGCUGUUCCUUCCCUGGCGUUUAUGAGGUCCGUCAGCGUUGACCUGGAAAGUCGUGCAGCUCCUCCCGCUAGCUUUGACCUCCGCUACGACUCUUGUUUACCUGCAAUUAAAAACCAAGGGCAGUGUGGUAGUUGCUGGUCUUUUACCUCCAUUGCUCCGCUCGAGUUCUCAAAAUGCAAGAAAGCCAAAGUUACCACUGUUUUGAGCGAACAACAUCUGGUUGAUUGCGAUACAGGAGACGGCGGCUGCAACGGCGGAUGGUACGUGAAUGCUUGGACGUAUCUGAAGAAAGCCGGCGGAUCUGCCAAGCAGACGCUUUACACUUACACCGCUAAAAAAAGCACUUGCAGAUUCACCACCGCCAUGAUCGCAGCCAAGGUGUCUUCGUUCGGGUACGUCCAGUCGAACAAUGCGACGGCCAUGCAAUUAGCUCUGCAAAAAUACGGGCCACUCGCUGUUGCCAUCACCGUCGUUCCAUCCUUUUACUCUUAUGCGAGCGGCGUGUACGACGAUCCGGCUUGUGAUGGACAGGCCGUCAAUCACGCCGUUGUGCUGGUUGGAUGGGGCAAUCUCAACGGAGUCAACUACUGGAUCGUCCGUAAUUCGUGGGGAACCAAUUGGGGUCUCUCCGGCUACUUUUUCAUUCAGCGCGGCGUCAACAAAUGCGGCAUUGAAAUCUAUCCCGCCUUCGUGGUACCAGUCUAAACUAUUCCAUGUACGGAAUCGACCUGAAAAAAUAAUCCAAUUGAAUAAGCUCUCGCUGACUCAUGUUUUUUGCGCCGGCAUUUAAUAAUCGAUACUUUGAUAUUUAAGAAAUUCUUUUACCUAUUCUCAAUAAAUGUUGUCUUCGGG
Messenger RNA from Daphnia pulex (common water flea), 1306 nucleotides. RefSeq names its product ervatamin-B-like. Gene Ontology annotation, molecular function: cysteine-type endopeptidase activity. The coding region runs from base 167 to 1159 and encodes 330 amino acids. Lineage: Eukaryota; Metazoa; Arthropoda; Branchiopoda; Diplostraca; Daphniidae. The transcript is spliced from 9 exons. The record is from RefSeq and is a predicted model, not a curated record. Gene Ontology annotation, cellular component: lysosome.